CAGACGAAGAGCGUUCAUUUCGGUUCGGUGUUUAUCCAAACUACGUUGUUUUACUGGUUAUCAUAUUUAUUAUGCAUUAAAACUGAUCUGCAGUUUUUCUGGCAUUGCAAAAUAAAAUAACGAAUAUGCACUGUUAAAAUUCAAAGGAUUCAGCAGUCAAGGACCCAGGCGCCGAUGGGUGGAGAUUGUGACAAGUGCAGAUAGAGAGAUCAUAAUAUUUGCCCAUUCCGAGGAAAUGGACGAUCUGCUGAUCUCUCACAGUUAAUGGAUCUGUGUGUGAUUUCAAGCCUAAUCGCACCAUGGAUCAGAUGACUCUGAUCUCUCCCACUUUAGGUUACUCACAAUCUGAAGAGGGAGGUAAUGUGCAAGUGUCCAAAAGCCAAUUGUCCAGUUCAGAGGACAGAAAAAAGUCUGACUUUGAGUUGCAUUUGGAGGAUCUGAAGGGCAAACAGAAGCAGCAGCUGGAGAUUUUAGAGCUUCAGCACCAGGAUGGCCUGGCCAAGAGGGUUCUGCAAAACUCCCUGCUCUCCGCAAGCACUGAGUGGAUACUGAAAACCAGUUUACUCCAGGACAGCAUCAGUGAUGGGCCAAACUGUGAGAAUCGCAAACACCGCAGAGGGAUUCGUCAGAAUUUGACCUCAAAUGGAAUCAAGACUACAAGUACUGUAACCAAUUCUAUGAAAAUAGUGAGCGAGAAUCAAAGGAGGCCUCUUCCCGUAGAGACACAGAAAGCCAAAGAGGAGGCAGACCUGGUUGAGUGUGAAAAACAGUUCCGUGUCGCCCCAGUCACUGAGCAUGUCUCUAAGUCUCUCUAUAAAGAUCUCAUCCAGGAUCAAGAGCGUUUGAGGCAAGAACGUCAUGAUCAGAGGAGAGAUUUCCUCUUGGCCAUGCAGAAGCCCUUCAGAUUCCACAAGAGGGAGGAGAAGAAGCAAGAGAGGAGGAAGGAGGAGAUGGCUUCUGCAAAUACAAGUGAAAAAACAGAACUUGUUUGUGUGAGGAAGCCAAUACCAAAAGCUGUCUCAAACCCCAGGUUCUCGGAACAAAUGAAAGAACAGGAGCAGCAGAGGAAGAUUCGCAUUCAGCUGAGGGCUCAGGAGACUUUGAAAUCGUCCUCAGCACCCAUUCAAACACAGGAAUCUAGUGCAGAGAGCCAGAGCCGCAGUGCUCAGAAGACCAAAAGCAAGAUGCUGGGUUAUUUGGACCAGAUGCCAUCCUUCAGACCAAAGACUAACACAGCAGUGCCUGACUUUGACAAACUAUACCAAGCCUUUCAACAAAAGGCUAUGGAGAAAGCAGAGAGGAAAGACAUCACUCACUGUAAACCAUUCCGGCUACACACAUCUACACUACAGCCACGCCCUAGGAGUCCAGAAAACUUGGACACUACAAAGAAGAUGAAUUUAAAAAGAAGCUCUUCGUUUGGUGGCUUGACAUCACUGUCUAUGGAUACUCUUCCAACCUACAUAACAGAUGCUGCCAGAAGAAGAUCAAUGGCCAUUAGGAGAUCUCUGGAGCUAAAGGACCUUAAAGAGCAGGAUAAUGCAGAGUGGAUGAGACAACACCGAAUUAAGUCGCAAGCUACAAGCAAGGCCGUGGCAAUGCGAGCCAAAGCUAUGGACCCCCAUAAAAGCUUAAAGGAGGUCUACCAGGAGAAACUCAAACAGCACCGGCAAGCUGAUCUAGAGAGGAUGAAAGAUUAUCAAAAAGAGCUAAAGGACAUAAGAACUCGAGUGACAGCUCGUCCGUACCUCUUUGAACAGGUUUCCCAGAAAAAUGCCAAGGUUAAUGCCGAACGCAAAUACAGAGACACUUUGGAACAAGCAGGUUUGGAUGAAAACUUUGUGCAGUCAAAAGGAGAAACCGAUAAAAGCAUCCAUGGAUCAAACAGUGUGGAUGGUGACUCUGCGAAUGAGGAUCAUUGCAUCACAAAGAGUAAAACCCAGCAAAGUCUUAUUUUCAGUUCAGGAAGUGGGGACGACAGUGUUGAAAAUGAGGAGGACAAAGAGGAGACCAAAAAGGAAGACGUAUGCUGACAGAACAUGUGUUUUGGUGGUCCAUAUUUAAUCUGUACACAGAGACCAUUGUGGUUGGACCUUUUGUUUUCAUCUUUUCAGUGUUUAAUACAUUAUGUGUUGUGUGUGUUUUUUCAACUUGAUCAAUGGUGCUUGGUAAGGCACUUUUUUGUGUUUUAAAGAGGAUUGCAACAAAAAAGAUAUAGUUUAAAUAAUGUAAUUUUAACAAAUUGUACUGGUGAAUCGACUUUGGUCUUUAUAACUGCUAAAUUGUAUUGGAUAAUGACUUUACAAUAUAAAGAGGAUUACAAAUGUUCAAGAAAUUCCAUCUGGGCGUCAUAACAUUUUUAUUAAAAAGAAAUUUAAAAGCAACUUUAAUUUUAAGAUUGAAAAUAUGUUGGGGGGCUACGGAUCCAACCGAAAAAGAGAAAACCUAAACACUUGGCAACCAGAGGAACAAUAUAUUUGCUUGAGUUCUACUUACUGCACAUUAAAUAAUCUUGUAAACCACAUAAACAGCACUUGGGUCUGCUGUUGGGCUCCCUCAAAGUUUGCAGACGAUAAAUCGGGGAAGCCUUGCCCUGGCACGAGCACACCUUCUACCUAGAGUUUGUCAAAGAAGGUUCUGAACGACUGCUGUAAUUAUAAACUAUAACUCACAGAGGCGAGCUUUAUUCACAAAAUUGUAUUUGAAUAAAUACACAAAUUACAUUCGGUGACAACUCCCCUUAGCCCAAGACCCAUAUGAAAUUCUCAUUCUGAAGUCUGGUCUAUUUUGAGGGCCAGUGGUCAUUUCUCUGCUGUUGGAAAAAGAGCUUGCGUUAGUGCAUUAUAACCAGUCCUUGGCCACAUCAAGAGACUUUAACUCCAACUGGCCAGUGAACAUUUCAUCUUCCCUAUAGUUGCAUUUUCUGUGAUCUCCUGUUUGUAAAGAAUUGGAGGAAUUCAUCUUUCUGUGAACUGAUGGAAAGUUCCAGCGUUUUUAGUUAUUUUAGAGCGUUUCGAAGGCAUAAUUUGUACUUUUGCUUAAACAUGACAAUCUUCAGCUGGAACAUAAUUACUUUAUAUGAGCCGUGUAGCAUCCAGUGCCCUUUAAGGCUUAAAUCCCACUUUUGAGUGAAAUAUGAUUUCCAGUGUUGUACAUUUGAGGAUUAGUUUGCUUAUUCUGUGGUUGAAGGACUGGCGACAAAAAGCCUUGUGCUCAUAGGCUGAAAUAUAACCUAGACAAUGAUUCACCCUGAGGCAAGUGCGGGCUCCUAUGAAAAUCACUGGUCAGUUUUAAACUUAUUUUAUUUUGGAUAUACUUCAUUGAGUACUUUGAGUACAAAAAAGUUUGAGUGCAACUUAAGAAUAAGGCUGUGUACUUUGCUGGUGAUUGGAAAGUCUGGGGGUCAAGGUUUGACUGGAUAGCUGCAACAGUUAGCAAAUGUUGGCAGAGUAACUACACGAUUAUGUGUGCAAAAAAAAUGUUUUUCAUUCAUUGCUAUUCAUUAGGGUCCAGGUAUUGUGACAUAUUUGCCAUGUUAUUAUAGUACAGGAGAUCUUCCUCUCAUUCUAAAUCAUUUUUAAACUAAAAAAGGCAAACACAGACCCCACAACCUCUUCUCUUACACAUUGGGCUUCUGAGAAUAUAACUGUAAAAGGUAUGCCAUCUUUGGUCAACAUACUACUAUUUGCCACACACAUUGGGAUGUCUGAAACUUUUUUGUUAUGUAUCUGUGCAUAUUUCUUUUAAAGUCAAUAAAGUUGACUUGUGUGUCCAUCUGAUUCUGGCACAUAUUGAAACUGCCACAUCAAGUCAUUUAUGAAGCACUGAACCCGAUGUUCGAGUGACAGCCCCUAUCUUGAGCUUUGAGUGCAAGAUAACUGAAAGUUCAAGUGCUCUUGCGAAGUCACCAUGGCAACUGUGCUCUCCUCUCCUGUCACACUAACAUCAAGUGCUCUGGGUCUACAGCUUCACAACUGAGUGUCCUUGAUAACACGACAGAUAGAGUUCUGAAUCAUGUGGGACAUCAUGGGUAACUCCCGUUCCGGAAUAUAGGAUCCCUCUCUAUAGGAAAACCUUCCAUUUUUCAUUUUGUGCAUAACUAAUUUUUAGUUAUGAUGUAGAUAUGAAUCAGUAAGCACUUCAAUAUUUCAAAAAAUCUCUUAAAAUAAACAAACAAAAUAAAAUAAUUUAUUCACCUAAUUUUGUUUAUAACCUGUUUAUUACUUUUUUUAAUUUUACUGUGGAACUUAAAGGUAGAUAUGUUCAAAUUGAGAUGUUAUAAUCCAAUUAUUAUCAUAGAUUCAUUCUGGUAUUUGGAAUCUUGAAAUCUUGAAAAACACUACAACUUUUUCUAAAAUCAACAAAAUAUUAAGCUACAAAAUACAAAGUUUUUUUUGACAUCUAAAAUGUUGGUUUUAAUUAAUGGAAUCAGAUUGUAAAACCAUUUUGUUUUUUUAUGAAAGUCUUCUAAUGUAAGUGAGCUCACUAAAACGUCCCUUUCACACACAGUGUCAAACAUUUUCUUUAUCAGUUAAUUAAUGUAAUUAAUAAAAUAAUUCAUGUAAUUUUAUAGAUAUUCUUUUUAUAUUAACAAUGCCCUCCCAAGGUCUUUAGCUAUUAUUCUGUUGAAGACCAGACUGUCACCUGUAGGAGGAGCUAUGGAUCAUAACAUGUGCUAUUACUAGGAGAACUGGAAACCGUUCCCUUUAGUCUCUGUUUACCUUCCAUAUAAGCACAGGAAUAUCACCGGGAUAAAAGCAUUCAGUACUAUUAGAGUGUGAUUAAAUGAGAAAAAAGACAAGAUACUGACAAUCAUCUGCAAUUUCAAAAUGUUUCAUACAUAUUUCAUUUUGUAAACACAUCAAGCAGCAUUUAUGAGGUUACAUCCAGCAGAGAGGGGAGAGGGAGAAGAUAGAGGGAGAGACAGAGAAAGUGAGUGAGUGACUGAGUGAGUGCUUUUAUGCGUGAGAGAGAGAGCGGGGGGAGCAAAGAAGAAAAGAGAGAGAGAGAGAGAGAGAGAGAGAGAGAGAGAGAGAGAGAGAGAGAGAGAGAGAGAGCAAACACAAGGAUAGCAGGCUUGACAUAUACAUAUUCGCAGUGAACAAACACAAAUCCUAAUGCCAGAGAGAGACGAAGCCACUGAGAGAAGAAGGUCACCUCUAGAACACUGACGGAACGUUCACAGGUGGGUCAAACGUGAAGACCGAAACUCAGUGGAAGUCUGGACAUGGGAAUUCAGGAGGUCCUGCUUUGAAUUGACGUACACACAAUUUGAUGCCACAUCACUGAAAGUC
Messenger RNA from Triplophysa rosa, 5294 nucleotides. RefSeq names its product FAM161 centrosomal protein B (gene fam161b). Bases 300 to 2033 code for a protein of 577 amino acids. The record is from RefSeq and is a predicted model, not a curated record. NCBI's taxonomy places the organism in Eukaryota, Metazoa, Chordata, Actinopteri, Cypriniformes, Nemacheilidae. Gene Ontology annotation, cellular component: cilium. The transcript has 10 exons. Gene Ontology annotation, biological process: cilium organization.